UUUUUUCUCUCACUCUCGCAGACACACUACUCUCUCUGCAUUGCCUCUCUCUCUCUCUCUCUCUCUCUCUCUACAAUCUCUCAGAUCUUUUGAAAUCCGCAUCAAGAAAGAUAUGGACUUGUGAUCAUCUCUGCGUCCGCUGUUUUACUUCAAUGGCUGUUGCUCAUAGAUUUUGAGGGAGCAACUUGGGAGAAAGCCAAAAGAGUAGGAUGGAUGCUGACAAUCUUAUUCAAGUCACCGAGAAUGGGGUUGGAUUUGAAAAUGGAGUUCGCGAAGAGCUUCUUAGCAGUGAGCUACAGGUGGCUAUCCAUGAAGCUAAUGGUGUCCCCAAUUGCAGUCCCGAGAUAGGAGGAUUAAAUGCAGAUUUUGAAGAUAGCCUGAAGUUGAAUGAUGGUGAACAUAUUGACUCCUGUGGUCUAGUGGUCAAGGAGGGAUCACCAACACCUGCAAAUAGCAAUGCUGCUGACAAUUCCGAGGGAGGGAAAGAGCUGUUGAAUUCAAAACCACAUAAGGCUUUAGCUAAGAGUAAGAGCGGGAAACCCUUGAAUACUCGAACUAUUUCUGAAACAGGGGUUAAAAAGAGCAAGGAUGGAAAAGAUGUGCUGACUGCUUCUGGUGUUUCAAAUGGCACCCUGGCUUCAGAAUCAAACUCUAAACUGUCAUUUGCAAAAUCAAAGAGUAAAUCAUUCAAUGAGAGGCUAGCAGCAUCUGCUUCAACCAAUGUUAGCCAGUCCAAGCAGCAAAUCCAGCAGCCAGAAUUGAUAUCAUCUACAUCUGCUGCACAAUCUGACUGCAACAGGGAGAAGACUAAGCCGAGGGUACUGAAAAAGAGCCAAUCAAGUAAAACUGAAGGAGUGGCAGAAUCUGUAAGUCCUGCUGAAGAUGCAAAGCCUCGCAAAGUGGGUACUCUUCCAAACUAUGGCUUCAGUUUCAGAUGUAAUGAAAGGGCUGAGAAACGAAAAGAGUUUUACUCAAAACUAGAGGAAAAGAUCCAGGCAAAGGAAGUGGAGAAGACUAAUUUGCAAGCAAAAUCAAAGGAAACGCUGGAAGCUGAGAUUAAAAUGUUGAGGAAGAGUUUGAUGUUCAAAGCAACACCAAUGCCAAGCUUCUAUCAGGAGCCUCCACCUCCCAAGGCAGAACUAAAGAAGAUACCAACAACAAGAGCUAAAUCUCCUAAGCUUGGUCGGAAGAAAAGCUCCCCGAGUAGAGUUUCUGAAGAAGAGAGUGAUGAAGGAACACACACGAGCAGGUUAAGCUUGGAUGAGAAGUUGUCGCAAAAUGACUCUGUCAAGGGACCUUCGAUUGUCAAUCUCAAGAAACCUCUGAGGAAGUCCCUCCCUAAACUGCCUUCCCAGAAAACUAGCUUGUCUGGUGAAACAAGAAAAGCGUCUUCCAGAAAAACUAGUAUAUCAAAGGAAAUGAGUGGAAGUUCUUCUCAGGCAGACAAUUCAUCAAAAAGUGGAGCUGCAGGUGACGUGCAAAAGCAGGAGGAAACACCAUUGCUUGAGCCAAACCAGACUCAGCCUGGUACUGAUGUUGAGCAUUUUGGUGAAGUUCAAGCUGAGGUAGCCUUGGUGAACUAGCCAUAUCAGCGGAGCAUUAAAUAUAGCAGCAUGCAAAUCCAAUGUAUAUUUAUUAGGCUACCCUUUGUCCCAUCAUCUGCCUGAAAAUUGUGCAAGAGAUGCGAGUAAUACUUGAUUCAUUUGAUGAUGAAGGAACGGUUGAUAUUGUAGUGAUGGUUGUUGCCUCAAUGUUUAUAAUGGCAAGGUUUGAUUGUGUAAUAUACAUCUGAAGAUUGCUGGAAUGUGAUCCUUAAGACAAGCAGAUUGAUUGCAGCAUUUUAAGGUCACUGUUGGUCAAUUUGAUGCCCUUAUUUAUUAUGUUUCAAUGUGCCCUAGUCCUACUUACGAACUGGGAAAUUUUUGGCUUUGAGGGGAUUCACCUACUAUUAGUUCAGGAUAUAUGUAUUGGCUACUUUGCUUUUAAGUUUGGUUAACUCUGAAUGUUGUAUUGGCUGCUAAGACUUUUAAUUAGCAAUUGAGUAUUGCUUAUCAAUGAAGACUUUUAUUUCUAUUUGCAUUUUA
Messenger RNA from Coffea eugenioides, 2084 nucleotides. RefSeq names its product protein WVD2-like 5. Gene Ontology annotation, molecular function: microtubule binding. The record is from RefSeq and is a predicted model, not a curated record. The coding region runs from base 210 to 1583 and encodes 457 amino acids. The transcript is spliced from 10 exons. NCBI's taxonomy places the organism in Eukaryota, Viridiplantae, Streptophyta, Magnoliopsida, Gentianales, Rubiaceae.